GCGGGCAAACAGCAGUGCGCCAUGGCUGUCGUCCUGGAAACAUCUGCCGCGCUGACAGCCGUCUUCACGUUUCUGCUGGCGACGACUGGCACCGCGGCAAACCACACCUGCACCAGGAAAGUCGCGUUCACGGAGACAGCUUUUGAUGUGGAGUACAGACCAAUCAUCCGCACCUACUACACACUCUGCUGGAGCGGGAGAUGCAGCAAGAACCGCGUCUUCUGGCAGACUGUCAAGACCUCGAAGGUGAUUCAGUCAUACAGGACCGAGGUGGAGUGCUGCCCGGGCUACAGCAGGGCGUCACAAUCGCACGACUGUGAACCCGUCUGUGAAGGAGGCUGUCCUCCGAGGCAGGAGUGUUCUGCUCCAGGCAGGUGCAGCUGUAAGGAGGGCUACCUGGCAGCACCAGCAGACAACAGCUGCCUGAGUCCGUGCGAGUUGCGGGGCUGCGAACACGGCUCCUGCACGGACCUGCACACAUGUACCUGCGACCCGGGCUACAGCCACCAGGAGGGUGGUCCGUGCCAGCCGGUGUGCGCCGUGGGCUGCGGCAAGAACGCCCGCUGCGUGGCGCCCGGCCGCUGCGGCUGCCUGGAGGGUUACGGAGGGCUGGACUCCAGCGGAUGCCACCCGCUGUGCAAGCUCCAGCCUCGCGGGGCCGAGUGCGUCGCCACGGAGCAGUACCAGUGUCUGCGGGGGUAUGUGUUCGACAAGCAGACGGAGACAGAGUACAUCUGCCGUCCGACAUGUAAAGUCGAGUGUAAGAAUGGGAAGUGUGUGGCACCCGGCACGUGCGCCUGCCUCGAGGGCUACGAGUUGACCACCAGCUCCACCUGCAGCCCCAUCUGCCAGCACGUGUGCUCACAUGGCGACUGUGUGGCGCCGGACACGUGCCGCUGUCACCCGGGCUACCAGCUGGACCCUCAGGACGCGACCAACUCUACGUGUCUGCCCGUGUGCCGGUUGGCCUGCAUCAAUGGCCAUUGCACAGCUCCGGACACAUGCAGCUGCUUUGAUGGCUAUGUGGGUCCUAUGCCAUCCAACAGCAGCCUAGAGUCUAGCAGGUAA
Schistocerca cancellata (South American locust) is the source of this 1068-nucleotide messenger RNA. Its product is annotated as epidermal growth factor-like protein. The record is from RefSeq and is a predicted model, not a curated record. The coding region runs from base 22 to 1068 and encodes 348 amino acids. Gene Ontology annotation, molecular function: protein binding. NCBI's taxonomy places the organism in Eukaryota, Metazoa, Arthropoda, Insecta, Orthoptera, Acrididae. The transcript has 6 exons.